This is a messenger RNA of Erythranthe guttata (spotted monkey flower), 1014 nucleotides long. Lineage: Eukaryota; Viridiplantae; Streptophyta; Magnoliopsida; Lamiales; Phrymaceae. The record is from RefSeq and is a predicted model, not a curated record.
UGAUCACGAAGUAUGGUAGAGAUCACACUUGUGUUAUGGGCAGAAUGUCUACCAACCAUUGUAAUUUGGACAUGAAUUACAUUUCUGCAAUAUUGGUUACAAAAGUUUGUGAAAAACCAUCUUGCGAAGUUUCGGUAGCCAAACAACUUGUGUAUACUGAAUUGGAAUUUGAAAUCUCAUACCAGAAGGCGUGGUACAGUUUAAGACGCUGCAGGGAUAACAUAUUUGGUACUUGGGAGAGCUCCAUCGCGAAGUUACCCAAGUACAUGAAAGCAUUGCAAAUGAGUAAUCCCGGAACGAUUGUGGAGUGGCAGAGUAAGCCGAUGAAUCAUCCAAGCCAGAAAGUGAUCAAGUAUGUCUUCUGGGCCUUCAAGCCAUGCCUAGAUGGCCCUCGCAAUACUUCAUUGCUACGUCUACAAGGUCGACAUAGAUCAAGUGAUUUGGGCGAGGCAAAUAUCGAUGAUGUUGUGCGUGCUAGACGCGCAGAUCAUGGCAUUUGGACCUUAUUCCCGGCGGGUGUGCAUCCUCAUCCUCGAGUGAUGCAAUUGAUAUAUACAAUGGGAUUUUAUGGCGUAUAUCGGUGUAGACGCAUGAAGGUUGAUUUUCAUCUCAUAACUGCUUUGAUCGAGAGAUGGCGAGAGGAGACGCACACCUUUCAUUUUCGCAUCGGUGAGGCGACAAUUACACUGCAAGAUAUUGCUUUAUUGUGGGGCCUACCUAUAAAUGGGAUUCCAGUCAUCGGUACUGAUUAUAUGUAUUGUACAACUGCUUGGAUCGACUAUUGUAAGGCCUUAUUAGGUUUUCAUCCAUAACCUAAUGACCUUAGGGGAGGGAAAUUAAAGGUUUUGGCCCUUACAAACUAUUUGGUUGACAAUUCUGUCAACGAUCAAAGUUCCGAUGUACGUGUUGCUCAAUUUACUCGAGCAUUGGCAUUCAUGCUAUUUGGUGGGAUUAUGAUUCCGGGUAGCACCGGAAAUGCUAUACCUUUGAUGUAUUUGAAGAAUUUUGAGGACA